This is a messenger RNA of Cucurbitaria berberidis CBS 394.84, 2541 nucleotides long. RefSeq lists its product as uncharacterized. Lineage: Eukaryota; Fungi; Ascomycota; Dothideomycetes; Pleosporales; Cucurbitariaceae. The transcript is spliced from 2 exons. Gene Ontology annotation, molecular function: protein binding. The record is from RefSeq and is a predicted model, not a curated record. Bases 1 to 2541 code for a protein of 846 amino acids.
AUGCCACCGGCCCUGGACAGGCUCCUCGUCAGCCCGUCUGCCCUGAGACUCCUGCGAUCUAUCGUCAAUGCUCCCGAGCUUCCUGCAGCAUGCUCCACGGCUGCGAAUUGCUGUCCUUCGAAAACUUCACGCCGCACCUACUCGAACAGUCCAAAGCCUUCCGUGCAGCAGAAAUGGAGACGAUGGCAGGAUGCGACGACCAAAGAAGAGACUGCAAGGCGAGAGACUGUGCGCCGAUUCCUCGAAGCAGAAGACAGGGACCAUGGUACAUUGAGCACAGGGGCAGACAAAGCCAACGAUGAGGCAGCGUGGGCUGUGACUCUAGCACGACAAGAGAGAGUCUCUCGGCUGCCAGGCAUUCGUGCUGUCUGGAGGUCACUACGCCAUCAAGGGCAUCACCUACCCACCGCCGAGACACCAGACGCGGACUUCCUAUGGGGUACAUUCAUUAAGAACCCACUGCUUGUAGAGAAAGUCAUAGACCAUGCAUCUGAAUUGCUUCAAAAGACUGGCAAUACAUAUCCCCGCCUCUACGACCUGAUCCUAGGCUACUGGCUUUCACGGGAGCCCAGAAAGGCUUUGAGCUACCAUCACCAAAUGCUAGUGAAGCUAAAUCUGAGGAAGCUUCCUUUGCGACAAUUGGCGCAUCUUGGGCGAACGACGUUCAGUCCUGCAGCAUGGGAGGCGCUGAUGGAUAUCUACCGCAAUAGCAAUGAGCGCAACCUUUACGACGAGACAGUGCCUCCACUCAUCGAGCAGGGAAACAUUAAUAUGGCACGUCGAUGGCAUGCACUCUGCACAUCUCGAGGCGACCUGCCCUCUGAGUCUGCCGCAUCCCAUCCUGUGGUUCAUAUAUUUACUGCCGAGAUGUCGAAUAUUUCGACCCCUAAAAUGCGAUUCAAUACGAAACCUACGUCGAAAAACCCGAAGCGGAACGCCGGCGGAUAUAAUAAGGAGCUCAUGCAACGACUGCUGGGCCGCGACACCGCCCCAGUACGUUUCGAAGACUCGUUCUGCGCAAGAUUGUUCGCAACCAGAACCUUCCCGCCGGAAUCUAUCAUGCAAGGGCUUGCCCUAGUGGGGGUGAACGAGAUUGGGCCUCUGGCGGUACUCGCAAUGGCAGCGCGAACACAACCUAUAGAGGAGUUACCGAGACGAUUCGAAGAGCUAAGAGCAGCUGGCAUCGCAUUGCAAGGCUGUGUGUUCUCAUUAGCUCUAGAGAAGUUUGCUAUGGAGCAGAAGUGGCAACUGGUGCACAGUAUGCUCAACAGCGAUCAGCAUCCGGAUGUCUUUGGUCUCGCCAAGGUACAACGAAAGUUACUGGAAUACUACCUCGAUCAGGGGGACUUGGUGCAGGCUCAGCGUACCCUCGCUAUACUAACACUCUUCCACAAUGACUCUAGUGCAGAGUCGUGGAAUCUUCUCCUGCAAGUCUACAUCAAACGCUCCGGACCACGUCAUGUUAUGGAAGUGCUCCAGGACAUGCGAAGCCGGGGCGUUAUGUUGUCUUUCGAAUCGAUCAUGGCUAUCAAAGAUUUGCUACGGCAGCGACGGCCAGGACAUAAGCCGGGAGUGUCAACUCGAGGUAGAUUUGAUGACUUGCGUUUCGUCACUCGCGUCUUCAUGUCUAUUCUAGAGUCUGGUAUGGGAGCCAUUGGUCCAACAGAAUGGCGCGAGAUUAUACGUCGAUUCGGGAUGCUCGGGCGCUUCAGGGAGCUCAGACGGCUCUUACUCUGGCUGUUAUGCUGGUAUGCACCAAGGAGCAGCCGCCAAUUUGCCAGCCUCCCCGAGUCGCCGUUCCUGAAGCCAGCAACGGCAAAGCUACGCGCUGCAUAUCCUGAACGCCAUCAUUAUUUUCACUUUCCCACAACGAUCACGCAACGCGAGAACGUACUGCACCCCAUUCGCCUACUCUUUACACCUUCACUUCAACAAGGCCUGAUUACAUGGGGCUUUAGAGCCGGUCUCCUCCCGAACGCGCAUUUGGAGCAGUCUAUGUUUGGCUCCACGCUUGAAAAAAAGCACUAUCGCCAGCGACUCCUUCGGAGCCAAACUCUCAAACGACUUGAUUGGAGUAUCGGCCUCCGCACUGUCCUUGAGCUUCGCGACCUUGGUCUCCAUUUGCACCAACAUACGGUCGUCAAAGCGCUGCAGAUGCAGUUUGUUGUCUUGUUCGGUCGCGGACGAUCUAAAAAGAAAGAGAAUAGGAUGAUGGAGGAUGUGAACACCAUACCAUAUGCAAGGUAUAUACAAGAGGUCAAUAAGAUAUGCGGGAGAAUGCUGUUCAGGGAGCCAACUCUUCUUGGGAAAGGUAUACCGCAUCUGCGUACGUGGCAUCCAAGAUUGCGGCGGAAUCCCAAUCGCAGAGGGUCGAUUAGUCUCAAUGCGAUUCUGGGACCACAGUGGCGGCAGCAGAGCAGGACAGACAACGAGAGCGAUGAAAGGGCAGCUAAGGAUACAACUGCUCUUGAAGAGCUUCAGAAGCAUUUCUUGGCGCAAGCAAAAGCAAUCGACCCAACCAAAGACGCAGGAACGCGGUGA